Sorex araneus (European shrew) is the source of this 4530-nucleotide messenger RNA. RefSeq names its product acyl-CoA oxidase 2 (gene ACOX2). NCBI's taxonomy places the organism in Eukaryota, Metazoa, Chordata, Mammalia, Eulipotyphla, Soricidae. The coding region runs from base 162 to 2207 and encodes 681 amino acids. The transcript has 15 exons. The record is from RefSeq and is a predicted model, not a curated record. Gene Ontology annotation, biological process: fatty acid beta-oxidation using acyl-CoA oxidase; lipid homeostasis; very long-chain fatty acid metabolic process. Gene Ontology annotation, cellular component: peroxisome. Gene Ontology annotation, molecular function: FAD binding; fatty acid binding.
CCCCGGGGGAGGAGAAAGGGGCCGGGCCGCGCUCGCCGGGCCUAGGCCGGGCCUGAGCCCCGGGACCCGGGCCUGCAGCGAGCAGAGGCGGCGCAACCCGGCGCACGGGACCCAAGUGUUCUGCAGUCAGCCAGAAAGUGGAGAGCCCAGCCGGAGCCAGGAUGGGCAGCCCAGCGUACCGCGUGUCCAUGGGGGAGACCCCGAGUAGGGGCGUGCACCCCGACAUAGAGAGCGAGAGGUCCGUGAGGCCUUUCAACGUGGAGCGGCUCACCAACCUCCUCGACGGAGGCGCCCAGAACACUGCUCUCCGCAGGGAGAUCGAGCGCAUCAUCCAGAGCGACCAGACGCUUAGUGUGAAGGAUAUUUAUUUCAUGACGCAGAAUGAACGCUACGAGGCGGCCGUGCAGAAGGCAUGCCGUGUCCUGAUGCUGGCACAGCGUCUGGGCUGGCCUGAAGACGGGCUGGAACUAAAAUACGCGUACAGAGCCCUCUCUGGAGACAUGGCCUUCAACAUCCACAGAGUGUUCCAGAAGGCGCUCGAGAGCCUGGGCUCAGAUGAACAGAUCGCUAAAUGGGGCCCGCCGAGCUCCCAGUUCCAGAUCAUCGUCACGUACGCCCAGACGGAACUGGGCCACGGGACGUAUCUUCAGGGCCUGGAGACUGAAGCCACCUAUGAUGCAGCCACCCAGGAAUUCGUGAUGCACAGUCCCACACUGACAGCCACCAAGUGGUGGCCUGGGGACCUGGGACGGUCCGCUACCCACGCCCUGGUGCAGGCCCAGCUCAUCUGCUCGGGAGCCCGGCAGGGCAUGCACGCCUUCAUCGUGCCCAUCCGGAGCCUCAAGGACCACAGCCCACUGCCAGGAGUCACCGUUGGAGACAUCGGGCCCAAGAUGGACUUUGAGCACACGGACAAUGGCUUCCUGCGGCUGGACCACGUGCGGAUCCCCCGGGAGAACAUGCUGAACCGCUUUGCACAGGUCCGGCCUGACGGCACCUACGUCAAGCUGGGGACGCCGCAGAGCAACUACCUUUCCAUGGUGGUGGUGCGCGUGGAGCUGCUGCUGGGCGAGAUCGUGCCCCUGCUGCAGAAGGCCUGCUGCAUCGCCAUCCGCUACUCUGUCAUCCGCCACCAGUCCCGCCUCCGGCCCAGUGACCCGGAAGCCAAAGUCCUGGACUACCAGACGCAGCAGCAGAAACUCUUCCCUCCGCUGGCCUCGGCCUAUGCAUUCCACUUCCUGGCGAACAACCUCUUGGAGUUCUUCCGUCACUCCUACAGAGCCAUCCGGGACCGAGACUUCAGCCUCCUGCCCGAGCUCCAUGCACUGAGCUCGGGGAUGAAGGCUUUGGUGUCGGAGUUCUGCGCCCAGGGGACAGAGGCGUGCCGCAGGGCCUGCGGUGGACACGGCUUCUCAAAGCUGAGUGGCCUGCCAUCACUGGUCACCAAAGUGACCGCCUCCUGCACCUACGAGGGGGAGAACACGGUGCUCUACUUACAGGUGGCCAGGUUCCUGGUGAAGACCUACCUGCAGGCUCAGACCUCCCAGGGUGCCGGAUCGCAAAGGUCUCUUCCUCAGUCUGCUGCCUACCUGGCCACAGCUGGCGUGCCCCGGUGUCCAGCCCGGAAGGCAGCGGACUUCCUGCGUCCGGAGCUCUACAGUGAGGCCUGGGCACACACGGCGGCCAGGCUCAUCAAGGACUCUGUGCAUCAUUUACAAACUCUGAUGGAGUCCGGGGUGGAUAGGCAGGAUGCCUGGAACCAAACCACCGUCAUACACCUCCAGGCCGCCAAGGCACACUGCUACUAUAUCACUGUGAAGAGUUUUGUAGAAGCUCUGGAGAAACUAGAAAAUGAACCAGCAAUUCGGCAGGCACUCAAACGCCUGUGUGACCUCCAUGCAUUACAAGGUAUUCUGACCAACGCGGGCGACUUCCUCCACGAUGGCUUCCUAUCUGGGGCCCAGGUAGACAUGGCCAGAACAGCCUACAUGGACCUGCUCCGUCUCAUUCGGAAGGAUGCCAUCUUGUUAACUGAUGCGUUUGACUUCACGGAUCAGAGUUUAAACUCGGCACUUGGCUGUUACGAUGGGAAUGUCUAUGAACGUCUGUUCCAGUGGGCUCAGAAGUCACCCACCAACACUCAGGGGAACCCUGCCUAUGAGAAAUAUUUAAAACCACUCUUACAAAGUUGGAGAUCCAAGUUAUGAAGGAAUGGACAGCAUUCAAGAUCCACCACCAUGCGAGGAGGGUACAAAGACACACAGAUAGUAUCAUUAAAAUGUUAAUGUAUGUACUUACCUAUUUUUAAGUGGAGUCAUUAUCCUUUAGAGACCAAGUCUGAAGCAGAUGAAAUAUAUGGAGAUUUACUUAAGACAAAAUAACCCAUGAAAGGAAAAAGGGGAUUGAAAUUGGUCAGUGAAUAUCUGUAUCCACACUAUUCCUUCUACAACUUUGAAUGCCUAAAUUUUUCCACAACCAAAAGAUAGUAAUAUUAUUCAUUUGUAGAAUCGAUUUAUGUGAGGGUUUUGCUUUAAUCAAUGUUUAUUACAUAGCACUUGUAUCUUUAUCAUACAUUUAGUCUAGGGUAUAAAAUGACACAUGCAUACUGUCCUUGUCCAAAAGUGCCUCUGCUUGAAAUAACUAAAAUAAAAUAUAGACCCCUGGGAAUGCAAUUCAUUAUCAAUUUUUAAAAUCAACUUUCCAUGAUGAAAAUUAUUAGAAAUGAUAAAAAUCGACUGGAUUGGCUCAAAUACAAGCAAACUGCAUGCUUUCAUAUAAUUUUCAAUUGCCCAAAUAAAAACACUCAUUCCAGAUCAAACCUGGUAAUUUUUUACCAAAAGCAAACUUUUCCCCAAUACACUUGGCAAAGAUGAUUGUUAUUCAUAACUUUUGAAUUUCUAAAACUUUAAACCAAAAUUCCCAUUCCCACAAUUGUUUAGCUCAAAUCAUCUUACCUCAGGUUACCUCAGCAGACAUCUUUAUGUCUGGGACUGUCACCUCUUGUAGCUAUUGUUUGGACUUUGUUUUGACUUGUUUGGUUUGUUCAGCUAACGGCUAACCAACUUGAAGUAAAAGACAUUUCUUUAGGAUGGUAGCAAGGAAAGCUCAUACUGAUACAUUUACUAAAGCCAUAGCAGCCUGCACAUAACAUUAAGGGAUUUUUAUUUUAAAAUAAUGGGACUAGGGUAAUUAAUAGAUUUCUAUUUUUUUUUUCUUUUGGUCAAAUGUGAAAAAUUUUAAGACAUGGGCAAAAGUGGAGAGCAGUGUUUUCACCUCCUUUCAAAGAAUCUCAUCCUCAGUGGGUCUCGGAGAAAGGGUGACCUGCCCAGGUCUUCCUUCAUUAAGUAAUGCAACAUCUAACCAUCAGAAAUCAAGGAGCACGUGCUCUGCAUGCAGGGUUGCAUUGGUCCUCCAGGACGCCUGAUCACUCGAGCCCAGGAGCAAUACAUUGGGAGUGUCCACAGAGCAUCACCAGGUGUGGUCACAUUAACAAUAACAAAAAGCAGAAAUCAAAUACACUGUGAAAAUGACAGUGAAAGAAAUAUACAUAGACACCUCCAAAUAUCCCAGAUCCUUCAUUCAUUUAAUUUACUUCUUACCAGAAAUAAAUUUAACUUUAAAAAUAAAAUAUAUCUGUGAGUCUGGAGAGGUAGUACAGCAGGUAUGGUGCUUGCCUUGCACGCGGCUGACCUGUGUUCAAUCUCUGGCACCCCAGAGAGUCCCAAGCCCAGCCAGGAGUGAUUCCUAAAGGCACAGUCAGAGUAAGCCCUAAGCAUGGUCAAGUGUAGCUCCAAAACAAAACAAAAUAUAUUUGUGGAUAUGCAUAAUACAUUAAAAAUAGGAGGGGGUCUGGAGUGAUAGCACAGCGGGUAGGGCGUUUGCCUUGCACGCGGCCAAUCCAGGUUCGAUUCCCAGCAUCCCAUAUGGUCCCCUGAGCACCGCCAGAAGUAAUUUCUGAAUGCAGAGCCAGGAGUAACCCCUGUGUAUCCCCAGGUGUGACACAAGAAGCAAAAAAAAAAGGGUGGGGAGGGGGCAAAGAGUCAAUGUUUGUUCCUGCACUCAAUACAAAGCUGAGAGAUCAUAUUCUGCACUGUAUAAAAACUGUUGACUUUUUUAAGAAGAAUCUGCCAUAUUCCAUUUUAGUCUUAUUCUGAAAAAAUCUGUCGGACCAGAGUGAUAGGACAGCAGGUAGGAUUGGAUUCCUGGCAUCGCAUAUGAUCUUCAUCUGAGUGCCAACAGGAGGGGUCCUUGAAUGCAGAGACAGGAGUGAACCCUGAGCACCACAGCCCAAACAACAAACAACUCUGUCGAAUUGUGUGUUCAUAAAUGCACUCUUCUAGACAAAUUAGUGACUCAACACAAUAAAACUAACUUCACUAACACUGCACCCUAAAGUCCCACCUUCUUGAAUCAAGUACAAAUGUACUAUAUAAGCAGUAUGUACUGAGACAGUAAUACAUAAAUUCGACAAGGAAUAUGAUUUUCCCCAUGACAAUAAUCAAUAAAUACAAACUUAAUUUGCAUAUUUCA